AUGCCAGGAGAAGCGACCUCUACAAGGCAACCUGGACGAGAGCUGCGAAUGAAUCACGUGAACAACUUGACAAUGUACGAACGCCGGAACUGGCCGCGGAUAGUUCAGGACAUUGAGGAAACGCUGCGUCAGUGUCCGUCUCUGCUUCCGGCUAUCGCUGUGCGUCGCUUUGAGGACGGACGGGAACAGCGAUUGGUGGUUUUGCGAGGGACGGUACCCAUAUUCUAUCGUGGUGUCCAGUAUAAUAUUCCGAUGGACUUUUGGUUGCCGGCGGCGUAUCCAGCAGAGCCACCUGUGCUCUAUGUAGUUCCGACGAGGCACAUGCAGAUUGUGCCCAUGCAUCCGCACGUUGGUAGUACGGGUCGGGUGUACUUGCCUGGCCUAGUGACAUGGAAUGCGAGCGAAAGUCGCUUGCACUUUAUUGUUGCGGAAGUGAGUUCAAACUUUAGUAGGCGUCCGCCGGUUUACUCCAUUCAUCCGCGCAACACGCAUGCGACGCAACAGAGUCGUCCUGCGGGAACUGGCGAGGCAGCGACUCCUGGGCAUGCUCCGACUGCUGCGACUGAUGCAGCGACGGGGGCAACACAGCAUCCCGGCCGCACCGUCCUUCGUCAGCGAAUACUCGAGCGAGCGCGACGGCGUUUCAGGGACGAAUUCAGGCGAAUAGCGGAGCUACAGCAAGCUUUAGAACAGGAGGUGGCAGCUGCGGCGCAACUUCACGACGACCAGGGAGCGAUGAGAAGCACAACGCCCCCCGAAGAUAUGGCAAUCAUUCAGGAGCAUGCACGUGUAUCCCAAGAGCUCCAGGCGGUUCGAGAAGAAGUCGAAGCGCAGGAGGAAUGGAUAGAUGCUCACCGGGAAUUAGAAAGCGACCCGGAUCUCGAGACAAUCCUUGCAUCAACGGACGCUCACACCAAUAUGGUGACUGAGGCGCGAGCAUCGGAACUCGCCAUCCAAGAUACACUGCAGCUUCUAGAAGAUGCACUGCGCCGGGGGCAAAUCGAUAUUGAUAAUUUUCUGCGACUCGUUCGGGAGCUUGCCUAUCGACGCUUUUUCAUCUGUCGUCAUCUGCGAACGCUGGAUGGCAACACGUGA
This is a messenger RNA of Cyanidioschyzon merolae strain 10D, 1095 nucleotides long. RefSeq names its product similar to vacuolar sorting protein/ubiquitin receptor VPS23. Lineage: Eukaryota; Rhodophyta; Bangiophyceae; Cyanidiales; Cyanidiaceae. Gene Ontology annotation, biological process: protein transport; endosome to lysosome transport; protein modification process. Bases 1 to 1095 code for a protein of 364 amino acids. The transcript has a single exon. Gene Ontology annotation, molecular function: ubiquitin binding. The record is from RefSeq and is a predicted model, not a curated record. Gene Ontology annotation, cellular component: ESCRT I complex.